Coccidioides immitis RS is the source of this 1074-nucleotide messenger RNA. RefSeq lists its product as uncharacterized. The transcript has a single exon. Gene Ontology annotation, molecular function: protein binding. NCBI's taxonomy places the organism in Eukaryota, Fungi, Ascomycota, Eurotiomycetes, Onygenales, Onygenaceae. Bases 1 to 1074 code for a protein of 357 amino acids. The record is from RefSeq and is a predicted model, not a curated record.
AUGGAUUCUACCCCUGCACUCCCAGAAGACUGGGCGGACUCAUAUCCGGACAAGCAGCAGUUAAAGUCACUUGGAAUUGCUGCUCUGAUAAUAAUUAUCGUUUUUGCCAUUUGCAUGAUGCUGUCUAAAUUUUGGGUUCAAAGAAAGCCAGUCGAGCCUCCUCCGCCUAUUACCAAGCUCCCAAUCGAUAUUGUCCUCUGUGUCUCAGAUUAUCUUUCCCCGAUGGACAAGCUUUGCUUUUCUUUGAGCUGCAAAUCAGCCUGGAAUGCCUUGAACGGCGUUCAGAACUCUUCCAAGUUUGGGCACCCUAUGAAAUUCAGCACCUCCUCCUUUCCUCAUAGCCGUGAUCACAAUCUGAGAUCUGGAUAUUGGCAAUUACUGCGCCGCUUGGAGGAUUCUCGCUUCAGAUGCUGUGCAGGAUGCCUCAAACUACAUCCAGUUAGCGAGUUCUCAACGCGCGACCUCGCCACAGUCGCAGAUCAACGUACUUGCAUGUUUGGCUCGCUGGUUGGCGUGAUUCCCCUUUGUCCUUGCAUCCAACUCACUUUUCGAACCAAACUCAAACUUACCGCUCAGCUACGAAAGUCAGCUAUCGCAAACAAAACCACUGACGGCUUAGACACAGACGCCGUUUUCCUAUCUGACUGGCAUGAGUGCCGAUACACUCAGGGAUCAACGAAAGUCCAUGCUAGGCACACUCCGAUGUUGAAUCAAGACGGGCGUUUGGUUAUUACCUCUCACUAUACCGUGGAUGCCAGAAGGAAGCUUGCCCUCGUUGACUUCCCAGGAUUCUGCUGCCCUCACCGGACCAUAUCUGCCCUCGUUCUUGCUUCGUUGGAUUCGUCAUCUAAAAACGAUUUCUCCUGCAAGUGGUGUGGGACUAAGAUAGUGAACUGUUCAGGCCCUUCUGGGGAUAAUUUCGUGUUAGAAACUAGUAGAGUGCUGGGGAAGAGUGAGGACGUGGCUGAUCAGGAAUGGCAUCUGCAAACUACGGGUGCGUUUGAGCGAUUUGAUAUCCUUGGCCCGCGGCGCCAAUGGCCGGGUAGAUCGUGGGAUGACAUAGACGACAACUGA